Molecule: messenger RNA, 786 nt
Organism: Aureococcus anophagefferens
Lineage: Eukaryota; Pelagophyceae; Pelagomonadales; Pelagomonadaceae
Exons: 1
Biological process (GO): phosphatidylinositol-mediated signaling; phosphatidylinositol phosphate biosynthetic process
Cellular component (GO): membrane; cytoplasm
Molecular function (GO): 1-phosphatidylinositol 4-kinase activity
Source: RefSeq, a predicted model, not a curated record
CCGAGCUGGAGGCUCCAGGCCGUCAUCGUCAAGUCCAACGACGACCUGCGCCAGGAGGUGUUUGUGGUCCAGCUCAUCGCGCACUACGCGCGAGCGUUCCGGUCCGCGAAAUUGGGGCUCUUCCUCCGGCCCUACCGCAUCGUCGCCGUGUCGUCGACGACGGGCCUCAUCGAGCUCGUCAAGGAGUCGACGUCCCUGGACCGGCUCUACGCGUCGUCCGGCGGCGGGCUGAAAGCGCACUUCGAAUCGACGUUCGGGCCGCCCGGGUCGCCGGAGCUAUCGGCGGCCGUCGGCCGCUUCGCGGAGUCGCUCGCGGCGGCGUCGUUCGUCUGCUACGUGCUCGCCAUCAAGGACCGGCACAACGGCAACAUUUUAUUGGAUGCCCAGGGCCGCAUCGUCCACAUCGACUUUGGGUUCGUUUUGGGCCACGCGACGGGCGGCGCGUUCUCGUUGGAGCGCGCGCCCUUCAAGCUCACGGGCGACUUCCUCGACGUGCUCGGCGACGACGGGCUGGAGCGCUUCGCGUCGGCGCUGGGCGACGCCUUCGUGGCCGCGGCCGCGUCCGUCGACGAGGUCACGGCGCUCGUGGAGAUCAUGCAGUACAAGUCGACGUUCCCCUGCUUCCGCGCGCGCGGCGCGGCCGCGGUCUCCGACUUCAAGAAGCGCCACCACGCGCACCUCGGCGAGGCGGACCUGCGGAAGAAGGCGCGCGCGCUCGUCGCCGCGUCGGCGAACCACGUCGGCACCUACGUCUACGACGUCUUCCAGCACAAGACCAACGGCGUG